Andrographis paniculata is the source of this 1686-nucleotide messenger RNA. RefSeq lists its product as uncharacterized. Bases 53 to 1552 code for a protein of 499 amino acids. NCBI's taxonomy places the organism in Eukaryota, Viridiplantae, Streptophyta, Magnoliopsida, Lamiales, Acanthaceae. Gene Ontology annotation, molecular function: acetylglucosaminyltransferase activity. The record is from RefSeq and is a predicted model, not a curated record. The transcript is spliced from 3 exons.
GUUAUGACCAAAGUGCAGUCAUUUCACACAAACAAAUCCUCCUCAAUAACAGAUGCCGCCGGACUCCGCCGUCGCCAAGACCUGGAAGGGUCUCCUCCCCCCGCCGGCGAAGCCGCCGCCGUCGGCCAUCAAUUUCAUGAGAACCUUGCUUGCAAUCUGCAUUUUCUUGGUGUUUUCACUCUGUUAUCUCUCCAUGUUCCCCACCGUCCGAUUGCGCCCUAACUUCUCCGAUUCCGGCCACAACCUAAUCAACGUUUCGCAGGAGCGCCGGCGAUUCACCGCCGGUGACGAUCAGACGAAUAUCUCCCACAUUCUCUUCGGAAUCGGCGGGUCGUCCGACACCUGGGGCCGCCGCCGACAUUACUGCGAGCUCUGGUGGAAGCCGAACGUGACCCGCGGCUACGUCUGGCUCGACGAGAAACCGAGCGAUUCCGGCAAGGGUUGGCCGGAAACCUCGCCUCCGUACAGAAUUUCCGAGGACACAACCCGGUUCAAGUACACGAACUGGAUCGGGUCGAGGUCGGCCAUUCGGAUCGCCCGGAUUGUGAAGGAGAGCUUCGAGUUAGGGUUAGAAAACGUGCGGUGGUUCGUAAUGGGCGACGACGAUACUGUCUUCUUCACGGAGAAUUUAGUGAAUGUGCUGAACAGAUACGACCACAACCAGAUGUAUUACAUCGGCGCCGUGUCGGAGAGCGUCGAUCAAGCGCUGGUCCAUUCCUACACCAUGGGUUACGGCGGCGCCGGAUUCGCCAUCAGCUACCCCUUGGCGGCGGAGCUCGUCACCCUCCUCGACGGCUGCAUUGACCGCUACGCCGCCGCGUACGGUUCCGAUCACAAAAUUGGGAGCUGUAUGAGCGAGAUCGGCGUGCCACUUACCAAAGAAUUAGGUUUUCACCAGAUGGACAUACGUGGAAGCGCAUUCGGAUUGCUCUCGGCGCAUCCAUUGGCGCCGCUGGUGUCAAUGCACCACCUCGAUUACGUCCAGCCACUGUUCCCAGGUCGGAACAGGGUGAACUCCAUGAAAAAGCUCUUCCAGGCUUACGGACGUGAUCCUAGCCGGACAUUGCAGCAAAGCUUUUUCUACGACCCGACGAGGAACUGGUCGGUUUCAAUUGCCUGGGGCUACAACGUGCAGCUCUACCCGUUCCCGAUGACGGCCCGGGACCUCAGGACCCCGCUGCAGACGUUUCUGACGUGGUCCUGGAACCGGAAGGCCUUCACCUUCAACACGAGGUCCACCAGCAUGAAGCCCUGCCUGAGGCCAAUUAUUUUUUAUCUUGAUCGGGUCGAGAAGACGGAGAAUGGAGACACCAUGACGACGUACACCAGGCCACGCCUCGAUAUCCGGCGGCGCUGCGACCGGGAUAAUUUCGCGGCGGCGCAUUCGGUGGUAGGAUUUAACGUGACGGCGCCGGUGCUUGAUCCUCUGGUUUUUCACAAGGCGCCACGUCGACAAUGCGCUGAGUUGCUCAACGGUCCAGAUGAAGCCGCCGGCUUGGUACAUAUUCGACUAAGAGGCUGCAAGCCGAGGGAAUCGGUAACACUCCCGUAAGUCACGGCUCGAGAAACGGCUGGAGACUGUUUGGUAAACCUGAAACCAGUAGAUACGCUGCUACGCAUAUUUUGGUAGUAAAUUCGGGAUUUUUUUUAGUUCCCAAACACCAUAUAUAAAUCAUACUUACUCUC